CUCCCAAGAAGGUCCGUGGCCAUUUGGGCUGAAGCCCUGCAUGUUGCCCAGCGCACUCGCUGAAGGUUGUGCCAACCCCCCCUCAGUUCGGCGGCCCGCCAUGCCGGCGCCGCUCGUCACUCCGACUCCGAGGCCCGUGCCCUUGCAGGGAGGCGCAGCUGGGAGGCACUCCAGCUUCCUGGUGCCCGUACUUCGGGAUCCGAUCCCAUUCCAGCCCCACAGCGAGAUGGAGCCGGGAGAUGCGCUCAUCCAGCACAAGCGCAGCCUCCACUGGGUGCGAGAGGGGUCCGACAGCACCCGGCCGAGGCGGCAGCGGCAGUUCGAGGAGGAGGAGGAGGAGGAGCCCAGCAGCGAGUCGUUCCAGAGUAUGGUUGCAGAGGCCAGGGCUCGGUCGCAGCGCAUCCACACUGACAGCAUGGACACGGAUGGGACGAACAAGUUUGUUGAAUGGAAAGUGGCCCAGCCCUUCGUGCGCGACCUGUGCCUCGAUUCUGGCAUGUUCGGUUUCGAGAAGGGCGAUAAGGCGGCUCUCACGGCGGAGGCCUUGUCGGCUGUUUUGGAGCUCGAAGGGCGGGCAUACGAUCACUGCAUCAUUCUAGGCAAAGCUUGGGCGAAGGACUCCUUGGAGGUCAAAUUCCAUGCGGACGGCCAGAUCGUAGACGUCAGUGCAGAGCACCUCCGCAAGAUCAACAGGACGGAGGCAAUGGCGCUGGAGCAUCGGUCGAAAUUAAACAGGGCUGGACAAAUGGUUUUAUCGCGGAGUGCCUCCCUCACAAACAUUCCUCCAGCAAGCGGGAUCUCACGCUAUGGGCAUAGCGUUGAAUGCGGCUUUUCCGCGGCCUCCAGGCGGAUCUCACGAGGCUCCCAGGCGGCUCUCCUUCUCACUGAGCUCCCCGUCUGAUUGUUUUCAGUGUACUGCAUAACUCUCAGACUCUAAAUGCACCAUCGGACUUUCAAUUUCUGUUUUUUUGCUGAGGAUCCCUUUGGCAGCGGUGCAGCUGCAGUCUGGUCUGGGGAGCCCACGGUGUUGUGCCAUGUAGCUUACUUUUGUGGUGAAGGCCACCUUGAGGCAUCUGCAGCGCAGUGCCAAUUGCCACUCUGCAUCGCUCGGACGUGUGACUUUUGGCCUCGGCGGGGACGAUCGAGGAGCAUCCUGGAUCACCCGGCACGGUGCACGCACGAACCGACAGAAGCUUGUUCGCCCCCUAUUGAAGAUGGGCGGGAGGUGCAGGAGAGGCCGCUGAGUUUUCACGAGCCGCUCGGAGCGCGGAGCGCCCCGACGGCUCGCGCGUUGCCACGCCCGGCCCGCCCCGCCCGGCGCCCCGGGCCUCGGACGGGGAUGGCUGCGCGCACGCGUGGCUGUUUUUUUUGCGGCGAGGGAGGAGCACGUGGCCCCAGGGUGCCCCUGCAUCCCGCUCCACGAGGCGGGCGCCGUCACAGUUUGGCACGUGGGCACUCCCCCCUCGCGGGUGCCCCGCUCCCCGGAGCUCGUCGCCGCCGUCGAGCGGGAGCCUGUGGGAAGGCUCCUGGCACGGCAUGGCAGGAGGG
This is a messenger RNA of Prorocentrum cordatum, 1548 nucleotides long. NCBI's taxonomy places the organism in Eukaryota, Dinophyceae, Prorocentrales, Prorocentraceae. The record is from the annotation of a GenBank genome assembly.